AAUCCAAACUCACAAAGCAAUCCCUUCUCACUGAGAUCUAAGAAGGAAAAAAACAAAGCUCUUGCACUCAGCAUGAAUUUCCAAAAGCAAGACCUUGAUUUGGUUUUGGUCCCAAUUGGGUUGCUCAUAAUGUUUGGUUACCAUCUCUACCUCCUCUAUAGAUGCCUCAAUCUUCCUCACACCACUGUCAUUGGCUAUGAAAACAAUGACAAGAAAGCUUGGGUUGAGAGAAUUAUGCAGGCGGAUAAAAAGGAUGUUGAUGUAGCUCUUACAGUGCUAUCAUCCAAUACAUCCGCGGCAUCUUUCUUAGCAUCAGUGUCUCUAACUCUUAGCUCUCUCAUCGGAGCAUGGAUUUCGAACAAUCAAAACAUCUUCCAGAGUGAAUUCAUUUACGGCGACACCAGACAAUCCACCAUGUCCAUCAAGUACAUAAGCCUCCUCAUCUGCUUCCUCUUGGCCUUCUCAUGCUUUACGCAAUCAACAAGGUCCUUCAUUCUUGCAAACUAUCUAAUAAGUAUACCAGACAGUGACAUACCUGUCAGAAAUGUUGAAUUGGCUGUUAUUAGGGGUGGUGAUUUUUGGUCACUUGGACUUAGAUCACUCUAUUUUGCUAUUAAUUUGCUACUAUGGUUUUUUGGUCCAAUACCCAUGUUUGCUACCUCGGUUUCCAUGGUGAUUCUUCUCCAUUAUCUUGACACAAACACAGCCCCAUUGCAUCGACAUCGAUCUCAAUUGAAGCACAAGGUCAACACUCAACAUGGACAGCAGAUGAACUUUGUUAGGUAAGUUUCCAAGGCUUUAUCAAUAACUCAAUUGAUUAUGUUCAAUUGUUCAAAAUAAAUAUGAUCUCUGUGACUAUGUCCAUGGAUUAAUCAAAACCGUGUUCUUGU
Molecule: messenger RNA, 890 nt
Organism: Cornus florida
Lineage: Eukaryota; Viridiplantae; Streptophyta; Magnoliopsida; Cornales; Cornaceae
Exons: 2
Source: RefSeq, a predicted model, not a curated record